AAAACCAAAAUCUCUUGAUCAUGGACGAUUCUAAUGCUGAAGACAGACCUGAACAGUUCAAUCAAGAACCAAAGGAUCAACAAAAUAACAAUAAUGGAGGUAAACCUCCUUUUCGACCCAUGAUGCCAAAUAAUUUUGAUCCCGUCAUGAAAAUGGGUAUGAUGAAUCCCGUGCAAUAUCAACACUUCCAACAAAUGAUGAUGAUGCAACAGUUCCAAAGACAACAGCAAAUGCAACGCCAUUCGGCCGCCGCCGCCGCGGCAGCAGCAGCAGCAGCAGCAGCGAACAAUCCAUCGAAUAUUCCUCCUGAAACUCAAAAACCGCCUACUGGUUAUACGUGUUUUAAGUGCGGACAACCUGGCCAUUGGAUCUACUAUUGUCCCAAUGUUCCCAAAGGACAGUUUGUUCAACGAACCCAAAGAAUGGUUGAGAAUGAAACUAACCAGCAAGACCAAAAACCUCAAGAGUUAUGUUGUACAGUGUGUGAGAAAUUAAUGACAGAUGCAGUGCUUUUACCAUGCUGUGGAAAAUCCUUUUGUAAAGAAUGUAUCACAACAACUUUAGAAAAAUCAAACUCGUGUCCUAAUUGUCAUGCCGAUAAUGUCUCCAUUGACCAAUGCAUUCCUAACAAGACAUUACGCUUAGCUAUUGAAGCCUAUAUCCAACAAGAAGCCGAAAAGAAAAAAGAUGAACCCACAGAACCUCUUCAUACUGGUGAUGAAGAUCCAAUGGAUACCAAAGAAGAAUCUUCCCAAGUGGCAGAGUCUUCUACAAAGGGAAAUGUUCCACCUCAAGUCUUUGAUGAGGACAGAAAGAUGCCAAUGCGAAAACCCAUGAUGAAUAAUAUGAUGAUGCCCACUCCCGAUAUGUUCCCAACACCAGAUAUGAAUUGGAUGAACAUGGCAAGACCUCCGUUUAUGAAUAAUCGCUUCCCUGCUUUCCCUACGGGUGACUGGAAUAAUAAUGACAUGGAUGGUAGACCUCCCUUUAUGCCUAAUUUCCCUCCACCCCAAUUUAAUAACAAUAAUGAAGAGAUGUACAUGCCUCCUUUCCCUGGUAUGCCUCCACCACAAGAUAUGUUUGCUUUCAACAAUAACUUUAGAGGUGGCUUCAUGCGUGGAAGAGGUGGUAGAGGACGUGGAUUCCAUCAUAGUGGGAGUACAAGACGUCAUGACGACAAAAAACCAGAGGAUAUCAUCCCACUUGGCCCUCGUUCAGACCGCGCCUAUUCCAGAUCACGAUCACCUCGUCGUGAUGAUCGUAGUGAAAGCAGACGUAGCGAAAAGCGGGAAGACAGAAGAGAUGACAGACGACGUGAUGAAAGAAGAAGCGACGACAGACGAAGCGACGACAGACGGGAUGAUAGACGUGAAGACAGAAGAAGUGAUGAUAAGGAUUCUAAACGUUCCGAUGAUAGACACGACGAUAAACGUCGUGAUCAUUCAAGCAGAAAGAGAUCAAGAUCCCCAAAGGAUGAACGCUCUUCUUCACGCCAUAGAUCAAGCAGAUCUCAUCACACUUCAUCAAGACGCCACUCUUCAAGAUCAAGAUACAGAAGUCGAGACAGAGCAGAGCGAUCCGACAGAGACAGAUCGGAUAGAGACAAAUCCGACAGAGAAAGAUCUGACAGAGAAAGAUCCGACAGGGACAGAUCCGACAGGGACAGAUCAGACAAGGACAGAUCAGACAAGGACAGAUCCGACAAGGACAGAACCGACAAGGACAGAUCCGACAAGGAUAGAUCCGACAAGGAUAGAUCCGACAAGGACAGAUCGGAUAGGGACAGAUCAGACAGAGACAGAUCCGACAGGGAUAGAAGUGUAAGAUCUGAAAGAGAUAGAAACGAGAAACCGGACAGAGAUAGAAGUGAACGAUCAGACAGAGACAGAAGUGACAGAUCCGAUAGACUUGAAAAAUCGGAACGCUCCGAAAGAUCUGAACGAGACAAGCCAAGAGAAAGAAGCGAGAGAAGUGAAAGAAGAAGACACGACAGAAGAUAAUCCUUAUUUCUUUCUAAUGCAAAUAAAUUGUCAAUCUUAGUCAAUAUGUCUUCAUUCUCCUAUACAUUAUAUAAAAUAAACAUAUAUGUCACGGUUA
Molecule: messenger RNA, 2097 nt
Organism: Mucor mucedo
Lineage: Eukaryota; Fungi; Mucoromycota; Mucoromycetes; Mucorales; Mucoraceae
Exons: 5
Coding region: 21-2000 (659 amino acids)
Biological process (GO): protein ubiquitination
Molecular function (GO): zinc ion binding; ubiquitin-protein transferase activity; nucleic acid binding
Source: RefSeq, a predicted model, not a curated record